This is a messenger RNA of Saxophila tyrrhenica, 972 nucleotides long. RefSeq lists its product as uncharacterized. The transcript has a single exon. Gene Ontology annotation, biological process: ribosome biogenesis; cytosolic ribosome assembly. The record is from RefSeq and is a predicted model, not a curated record. NCBI's taxonomy places the organism in Eukaryota, Fungi, Ascomycota, Dothideomycetes, Mycosphaerellales, Extremaceae. The coding region runs from base 1 to 972 and encodes 323 amino acids.
AUGCCGGCCCAACAAAUCAACCAACCGUCCAACCAAAUCCGCCUUACCAACGUCUCCCUCGUCCGUCUCAAAAAAGGCAAAAAGCGCUUCGAAGUCCCCGCCUACAAAAACACCGUCAACUCCUACCGCGACGGCAACGAAACCGACCUCGACAACGUGCUCCAAAUCAACAACGUCUUUCUCAACGUCUCCAAAGGCGCCGUCGCACCGAAUGAAGACCUCAAAAAAUCCUUCCCCGGCAUGACUCGCGAGGAGAUCGUGCUGGAGAUUCUGAAGAAGGGCGAGGUGCAGGUGGGCGAGAAGGAGCGGGCGCAGGAUCUGGAAAGGGUUCAUAAGGAGGUGAUUGAUAUUGUGGCGGGCAAGUUGGUGGAUCCGAAGAGUAAGCGGGUGUAUACGACGGGGAUGAUUGAGAAGGCGCUGGAUCAGUUGAGUAGUCAGGGUGGGCACGCAGGAAGGCAUGCAGGUAAAGGGGAGGGGGCCGAGGGGAGUAGGAGUAAGAGUCGGGAGCAGAGCGCGGGGACGAGCACGCCGAAGGCAGACGGCGAGGCAGAUGGGGAGGCGAAGGCCGAGAAGGCGAAGCCGGUGUGGACGGGUGUGGUGGAUGCGAAGAAGCGGUCGGCGAAGGCGCAGGCGUUGGAUGCGACGAAGGCACUGAUUGCACAUCAACCAAUACCAGUGGCGAGGGCGAGGAUGCGGCUGAGAAUUACAUGUCUGAAUAACAUUCUCAAGCAGAGCGUCAAGUCGGCACCGAAAGCGGAGGGCGAGGAGGCACAGACAGGCACGGUGAAGGACAAAAUAUUGUCGUUUGUCGAGCAAGUGGAGAGCCAAGAUGUGAUGGGCGAGGAGUGGGAAGUCGUUGGGUUCGUUGAGCCGGGUAGCUACAAGACGCUGUCAGAGUUCGUGAGCACCCAGACGAAGGGGAGGGCGAGGGCAGAGGUGCUGGACAUGGCGGUUACCCAUGAAGGCGAUUGA